CUCAAAUAACUGAUUUCUCAAAAACUUUCUCGACAAUAUUAUACCGUCCAUGGACGAUAAUCGGCUUGUUCAAGUGGAUGACUGCAGAAGGUCGGGCCCUCAUAAGAGUAAACAAUCUUUGCAAAUAUGUCGUCGGGUAUGGAUUUGCCAUAGCAAGAGAAAAUAUUUCUAACAUUGAUAUCAAUGGAAGAUCACUUUUAGCUUUACUUCACCCGGAAAAGAAACUUUGGUUCCCAUCUACCGAGAAGGACUUGUAUGACGGAGUAAUGACCCUACUUUCAGCCGGUAUGGAGACUUCAUCUGCUACAAUAGGUUACCUGCUAACUCUGCUCGGCCUGCAUCCAGAAUGGCAAGAGAAGGCACAGCGUGAGCUGGACGAUGUUUUCGGGACCGGAGGCGACUACCUGAGGCCAGUCACUACUUCAGACCUCGCCCAGCUUACAGUACUCGACGCCAUCGUAAAGGAGACGCUGCGGCUGUUCUCGACAGUGCCUUGCAUUCCAUACCUGGCGACUGAGGACAUCCCCCUGGCAGGGGGUCGGUAUGUGGCACCUCGUGGCAGCACUGUAAUGGUGGCUUAUUACCUGUUGCACCGCCAACCCGAGCUGUUUCCAGACCCGUACAAGUUCGACCCUGGUCGAUUCCUGGAGGGCGGCAACGCGACAUCCAGGAAACCCUACAGCUACGUGCCUUUUGGCACCUUGGAGACUCAUAGAGUGGUGAGAUUUUUGGUGAGAGGUAGCACCGAGGAGGCUGUCUUUUCGAUGGCAGAGGCCAUCAAUGGCCUGUUAGCAUACACCUGA
Schistocerca gregaria is the source of this 803-nucleotide messenger RNA. RefSeq names its product cytochrome P450 4V2-like. The transcript is spliced from 5 exons. The coding region runs from base 78 to 803 and encodes 241 amino acids. The record is from RefSeq and is a predicted model, not a curated record. NCBI's taxonomy places the organism in Eukaryota, Metazoa, Arthropoda, Insecta, Orthoptera, Acrididae. Gene Ontology annotation, molecular function: iron ion binding; heme binding; oxidoreductase activity, acting on paired donors, with incorporation or reduction of molecular oxygen.